UGUUCGCAGGUCGUUCGUGUCGCACAGUUCGUACAUGUUAAUAGUUAUCAUAAUCGAACACCUCUCUUAACGUAACAGCAGUUAUAAUGGCGUCCUCAACAGCUAAACACAAAGUUCCCAAGGUGGCGAAGGUCAAGAACCGUAUGCCAGCAGAGGUUCAGAUCACAGCAGAGCAGAUUUUACGAGAGGCCAAGGAGAGGGAACUAGAACUGGUCCCUCCGCCCCCAAAGCAAAAGAUCACUGACCCAGAGGAACUGCAAGAGUACCGACUGAGGAAGAGGAAAGAGUUUGAGGACAACAUCCGCAAGAAUCGCUCCAGCAUCACCAACUGGAUCAAGUAUGCAGGCUGGGAGGAAAGUCAGCAAGAGAUUGACAGGGCACGGUCAGUGUAUGAGAGAGCAUUGGACGUUGACCACAGAAACAUAACGCUGUGGCUCAAGUAUGCUGAAAUGGAAAUGAAGCACAAGCAGAUCAACCACGCCCGCAACAUCUGGGACCGGGCGGUCACCAUCCUGCCCCGGGCCAAGCAGUUCUGGUAUAAGUACACCUACAUGGAGGAGAUGCUAGGCAACGUGGCUGGUGCCCGGCAAGUCUUUGAGCGCUGGAUGCAGUGGGAACCCGAAGAGCAGGCGUGGCUGUCUUACAUCAAAAUGGAGCUGAGGUACAAGGAAGUAGAAAGGGCCCGCAACAUCUACGAGAGAUUUGUCAUCUGUCAUCCUGAGAUUAAGAACUGGACCCGCUAUGCCAGCUUUGAGGAACACAACAACUAUGUCUCCAGCGCUCGCAAGGUGUACGAGCGAGCGGUGGAGUUCUUUGGAGAGGAGCACAUGGAGGAGAAGCUCUACGUGGCAUUCGCAAAAUUUGAGGAAAGACAGAAAGAGCAUGAGAGGGCCAGGGUUAUCUACAAGUAUGCUUUGGACAAGAUUCCCAAACAGCAUGCCGAGGAGCUCUUCAAAUCCUACACUAUUCACGAGAAGAAGUAUGGAGAUAGGGCUGGCAUUGAAGACGUUAUUGUCAGCAAGAGACGCUUUCAGUAUGAAGAGGAGGUCAAGGCGAACCCCAGCAACUACGAUGCCUGGUUUGACUACUUGCGGCUGCUGGAGACAGACGGAAACGAGGACACGGUGCGGGAGAUCUAUGAAAGGGCCAUUGCCAACGUUCCCCCUGCCCAGGAGAAGCGUCUGUGGAGGCGUUAUGUCUAUCUGUGGAUCAACUAUGCCCUGUAUGAGGAACUGAACAUGAGGGAUAUGGAGAGGACCAGGCAGGUGUACAAGGCGUGCCUGGACAUGAUGCCCCACAAGAAGUUCACAUUUGCCAAGGUUUGGUUGAUGUUUGCCCACUUUGAGAUCCGACAGAAGAACCUCAGCCUGGCAAGGAAGAUCUUGGGUACAGCUAUCGGCAAGUGUCCCAAGGACAAGCUGUUUAAGGGCUACAUUGAGCUUGAGCUGCAGCUGAGGGAGUUUGAUCGCUGUCGCAUCCUGUACCAGAAAUUCCUGGAGUUCAACCCCGAAAACUGUACCACCUGGAUGAAGUUCUCGGAACUGGAGAGUAUUCUGGGUGAUAUCGAUAGGGCGAGGGCGAUUUUCGACUUGGCCAUUAACCAACCCAAGCUGGACAUGCCAGAGGUGCUGUGGAAGGCCUACAUUGACUUUGAAAUUGAACAGGAAGAGUACGAAAGGACAAGGGCACUCUACAGGUGUCUCCUACAGAGGACGCAGCAUGUCAAGGUGUGGAUCAGCUUUGCCAAGUUUGAGCUGUCCGUGGGUGCCGAGGGGUGUGUGGAGCGAGCCAGACGCAUCUACAGGGAUGCCAGCAAGGCACUCAGAGACUCCGAGGAAAAGGAGGAACGCUUGAUGUUGCUUGAGUCCUGGAAGGACUUUGAGGGUGAAUGUGGAGACGAGGAGAGCCAGGCAGUGGUCAGGAAACAGAUGCCCAACAAGGUCAAGAGGAGACGCAAGAUUCAGACAGACGACGGGUCGGAUGCAGGAUGGGAGGAAUACUAUGACUACAUCUUCCCCGACGACGAAUCCAACCUGCCCAACCUCAAGCUGCUUGCCAUGGCCAAGCAGUGGAAGCUCAAGCAGAAGGAACCCAAUGAUGACAAGGCCCAUGACGAGGAGGAAGGUCCGGGAGCCCAGGAGGAGAACACCGCUGAUGCGCAGAGGGAGGCAGAGCAGUAUAACGACGAGGACUAUGAUGACAGUGACGACAGUAGCAGUAGUAGCAGUAGUGACGAAGAGGAGAGUAAGACUAGGACAUCCCAGAGUAAAGGCGCAGGAUCCAAAAAGAAGUCGUCUUCCACCAGUGACUCAUCAGACUCUGACGGAUAGUCAUAAUAGCUAAUUUUUCCAAAACGGUUUCCUUUUGCAUUGGAAUUCCUUUUAGGAUGUCAAGGAAAACGGAGAUUACAUCCUUCAGGAUUUUAUUUGAGACAGCCUUCAGGCGGUAUUCACAAAAUUUGUCAUGAAAAAAAGGUUAACCCCCAACAUCAGCAGGUCUGAUAUGAAAUUCGGACGAACAUGACAGUUUUUGCUCUGCACUUGCUUAUGCCUGCGUACACUUAGUACUGCAAAAAUGCUUAUGCAGGAUAUUGGUCAUGAAUAACACCAGUGCAAAAGCAGGUCAAGUAAAAUGGUCAAUCGAAGCUCUGGUUCCGUGGUGAGUAAAGUCGCAGGUUCAUUAAUGCCAUACAUAUCUGAGACUUUCAUUUGAAUGGCUUUGCAAUCUAAUUCAGAUUUAUGGCAAUUGUACAAUCUGUGCAAGAUUUAAACAGUGCUCUGAGACAAUUAAAGAACAGAACAUAUUUUUUCGGCCAUGCCAUUAAAAGCCUCAUUUAAGUGCUAGCUCUGUUCUGUAAAUAUUGACACCUGGACAUCGUGGUACACCAAGGAACCCUGGGACCUAAACUGUAUAAUUUUCUUUCCAGUGUGAUCAGAUCUCCACAACACAAUGCAACACAAGUACCAUCAACGGUGCCCAGUCCUGUAAACAGUGUUCCUGUGAUGGUUAUACAUUUGGUUCAUUACUUGAACCCUUCUUCCAAUCAAAAUGGAAUGAAAAAGAUGGGACUUCCAUUUCUGACUGUAAGCAGAGAUUUAUAUCUUUUAAAACAUGUGACACACCCUUUGGUUUGUCUAUUUUAUCCACUUAAAUGCCCCACAUUAGAUUAGACCAAAGUGCAAGUAAUCAAGGUGAUACACAAAAUGGAGCCAAAAAGUGCAACUGAAACAACAUUUAUUUGUUUAACUCAUUACAAGACAUCAAAACCACCUAAAAAGGAAACCAGUUGAGUCUAACAAGACACUUUAAUUGCCUUGUGUUGGAACUGUUAGAGAUUUAAGCUACGAACUACAUUAUAUUAAGUAUUUGUAAUAUUUGUAAUAAUAUGUAAAUAUCUUUUAGCUACCAAGACGGAGUAUACAUGUAUGCCACAAACUGGGGAAUAAUCAAAUUUCCGCAGUGGGCACUGAGUCGUACCAUUACAAGAAUAAAAACAUCAUAAAUACCUUAGACAGUUUUCCUAUUCAACAACGCACAACGUGAACGUACACGUGUAUCAACGUGAUAAUGUCCGCUGCAAUGUUAUAAUUCCCGCUGCAUAAAAACGCUCUGGCACCUGGAUAUACGUAUUGUGUCAGGCAGAAGUCGCCACGCGCGUGCCAAGUCCAUGACUGUAAGGAGAUUCUUCCGGACUACUUGCACGAGGAUUAUUCCAUAAAAUGGCCGAGGGUGUUCGGAAAAUGGAAGUAAAAUUCUUGAACAAAUUUAGACCAUUUAGAAAUUUAUCGUCUAUUGACUUAUUUUGACUCUUUGAUUAAAAUGGUAUUUAUGAAUGGAAAUAAAAAUGUGCUUGGUCAGUCUUGAACACAUGUUUAAGACUGACCAAGUCUUCAUUUCCUUACGAUCGUCCAGGGUAUAAAAGUUGUGUGCAAAACGACCACAAAUUUGGUUCUAAUUUGUUCUUGAUUUACCUUGUUGAAGAAACUAAUUUUACACGUUUACAAGUUCUUCGAGGCCUUAUCUAUCCGUCUGGAGGCUUAGGAAUUUCAAAACGAACCAUGGACUGCAAAAUCGAGGAAAAUAAGUGAAAAACAACGUUACUUUUGUAGACGUAAUUCAUCCGUUCUCGAGUGUAGCUGUAAAGUGCACGCACGUACAUGUACAGUACAGCAAUCCGAGCUGCGUGCACACACUACGCGUGCGCAAUUUCCAGUGAAGGUCCGUUACUCGCCUGCUACACGGAGGUCGUGACCAAAGAUUGUAUAGCGCCGCACAGCGGCGCUAUACAAUCUUUGGUCGUGACUGCUACCCGGCUUUAGCCCGCGUGCCGUCGAGUCGA
Molecule: messenger RNA, 4339 nt
Organism: Acanthaster planci (crown-of-thorns starfish)
Lineage: Eukaryota; Metazoa; Echinodermata; Asteroidea; Valvatida; Acanthasteridae
Gene: crnkl1
Product: crooked neck pre-mRNA splicing factor 1
Biological process (GO): mRNA splicing, via spliceosome; spliceosomal complex assembly
Cellular component (GO): U2-type catalytic step 2 spliceosome; post-mRNA release spliceosomal complex; Prp19 complex
Molecular function (GO): protein binding
Source: RefSeq, a predicted model, not a curated record